UUCUUUUUUUUUUCAGUGGUUUGAUGUACAAGGGUGACUAUUCUGUUAGGAGGGUACCAGAAGUUGUCGCCCAUUCUGGGUAUGCACUGAUCCAUUUUUACAGCGAUGUAGCCUAUAACAUGUCAGGAUUUAAUAUAUCUUAUAGGUUAAAUUCCUGUCCAAGUCGUUUAGCUGGGCGGAACUGCUCUGGGAAUGGGGUUUGCAUAGAUGGAGUUUGCACCUGCGAUGCCAUGUAUACUGGUGAAGCAUGUGAUCUACUCAUUUGUCCAAACAAUUGUUCAUAUAGCAAUGGAGAGUGUGCUAGGGACCAACAUCGGUGCCUUUGUGGGCCAAAGUAUAAAGGAGAAGAUUGUUCUCAAGUAGGUGAUUUAGGAUAUUGGGAAGUAAUACGACCUCGUGGCAUCCUUCCAAACGGGUCUGCUUCCCAUACUGCUUCCGUCUGGCGGGACUCAUUGCAUAUAAUAGGUGGUGAAUCAUAUGGAACUGCUGGCAUGAUUUAUACUUACGACUUUACAGGAAAUGUUUGGGAGACAUACCAUUCAACAGACAGCAAAACUACCCCCACACCCCGAUAUGGUCAUUCUGCUGUGAUAUUUGGGGACAAAAUAUACAUAUAUGGUGGUGUAAAGAGCGGUGGAGUUGUUUGUAAUGAAUUGUGGGCCUUUGAUGUAAGUGCUAAAUCAUGGGAAAACAUAACUGUUCGAGCUGAACCUUGCAAUUCCAGCUCAUUGUGUGGUCCCUUGAAGUCUGCUGGUCAUACUGCAACGCUAGUCACAAGUAAAAGAAGCAUUGAAAAAAUGAUUGUCAUUUUUGGUCAUUCUCCUACUUAUGGCUACCUUAAUACUGUUCAAGAAUACCACUUUGGAACACGCGAAUGGAGCAUUGUGAAAACUCAUGGCUUUCCAGUGAAGGCCAGGUAUGGUCAUUCUGCUGCUUGGGACCCACUGACAGAACAAAUCUACGUAUAUGGCGGCUAUACAUCAGAGGCUCCUGCUUCUCCGCUCCUGUCGAAUAGGCUAUACUCAUAUAAUCCUUCAAGAAGGGAAUGGACUCUGCUCAGUUCAGCCCCGUCAGCUCGAUUUCUCCACUCAGCUACAUUCCUUGAUGGUUUGAUGAUUGUGUUCGGUGGAAAUGCACAUAAUGAUACCUCCUCAUCAUCAGGAGCAAAAUGUUAUUCUGCAGAGGCUCUUACUUACGAUGUUGCUUGUGACUCUUGGGCGACUCUUCAACUUCCAACUCAGCUAAGGGCAGACAUUGCCAGGUUUGGUCACUCAUCAGCUGUGUUUAAUUCAUCCUUAUAUAUCUAUGGAGGGUUCAAUGGGCAAAUGCUGAAUGACAUUUUGAAGUACACUGGUGGAAGUUGUUACAACCUUACACUUCCCAUGUGCCUCAACACUCGCCCUGGAGUCAAAUGUGUUUGGGAGAAGAAAAUCAGGCAAUGUGUUCCGAUCACUGAAGUUUCUAAGGCAAUCCUAGUUGACACACACUGGGAUAAGGAUGAAGCUUAUUAUGUCCGAUGCCCAGGUGAAAGGAGGUCGAGUAUUGCAGCAAACAUCAUGGCUUGCUCUCAGCUUGAAGACUGUGUUUCGUGUGUCCACACGUCUUUGGGAUGUGGUUGGUGUCCUCAUGCAAACGUUUGCUCUCAUGACAUUGUUUGUAAAAAACCUGUGCCCAACAGUCAAGCAUUUACCACUGAAAGAGCAGUUACUCUUGGUUCUGAGUGUCCUGUUGUAAAGGGAGCAUCAUGUCAUGUCUACCACAGCUGUCAAACUUGUUCUGUUCAACCUGAUUGCGUUUGGACCACUUAUGAGCAUUGCGUUGCAAAUGAUUCUUUGGUGGAAGGCCCGGAGCAACCUGUUCAGAAAUGUGGUCCUAUAUGUUCAGAACUCAAUUCUUGCCUGAAUUGUACGAAUGAAGAGUGUAUUUGGUGUCAUAAUGAAGGUAGAUGCGUCGACAAAACAGCAUACACUGCCAGCUUCCCUUAUGGCCAGUGCAGGGAAUGGACUACAAUCCGAAACAGAUGUCCAGUCUCCCCAGGUGAAUCAGCCUGCAUGUCUCAUAAGUGGUGUUCCGAAUGUAGGGAUGCUCCGGAAUGUGGAUGGUGCGAUGAUGGAACAGGCACUGGAAAAGGAGUAUGUUUGCAAGGUGGUAAUAAUCCUCCUUCUAGCUGCCCUAAGAAGCAUUGGUACUUCACGCAUUGUCCAAGCUGCCAGUGUAAUGGUCACAGUACCUGUGUGAACAACAGCAGUGUUUGCGUCCAGCCCUGUGGUAACUUAACUUCUGGGGACCACUGCGAAACUUGUAUCCCUGGAUAUUAUGGCAACCCAGUUAAUGGAGGAAACUGUACACGCUGUGAAUGUAACAACCACGGAAGCCAUUGUUUCCCUGAUACUGGUAAAUGCUACUGUACAACAAAAGGUAUUAUUGGAGAUCAUUGUGAGAAGUGUGAUACUCAAAAUCAUUAUCAUGGAGAUCCUACCAAUCAUGGCUCCUGCUUCUAUGACCUAACUAUUGACUACCAGUUUACGUUUAACUUAUCAAAAAAAGAUGAUCGCCAUUACACGCAGAUUAACUUUAAAAAUAGUCCACCCAAGGCUGAUAUUGAUGCUGAUUUCAGUAUUACAUGUUCUGUUUUAGCUAAAAUGAACAUUACUAUUAAAACUGUUAACCAGCCUGAGAAGCCUCUUUUGACAGGUCAUAACUGUUCUAAUUUCAGAACGAGGUUUAACAAGAAUGAUCACAGCUUUGGUGUUGUAGACAAUGUGACCUUGACAACAUUUUUCGUUUAUGUCUAUGACUUUCAGACCCCUCUGUGGAUUCAAAUAUCAUUUUCACAGUAUCCUAAGUUAAACCUCCAGCAGUUCUUCAUUACUUUCUCAUCAUGUUUCCUGCUCCUUCUGCUCGUUGCUGCUGUUCUCUGGAAGAUCAAACAAAAGUACGACAUGUAUCGCAGGAGACAGAGGCUAUUCGUUGAAAUGGAACAAAUGGCAAGUAGGCCAUUCUCUCAGGUUUUGGUGGAGAUUGAAAAGAGAGAUUCUACAACUCCUACUACCAACUCUAAAAAGAAACAGGAAUGCCCCAGCCCUAUUGCGUUGGAACCGUGUUCAGGGAAUCGUGCGGCUGUUCUUUCUCUGUUGGUGCGUCUUCCAACUGGAGGAGCUCCCUAUACCCCGUAUGGGCAAUCAGCUGGUCUUGCGAUCGCCUCUGCCCUGGUGACUCUUGGCAAUCCAAGGAAAGUGAGUAUAGAAGCAGUAACAAAGAACGAUGGAAAGUCAAAGAGCAGGAAAACUGUGUCGAGCCAACAUCCUGACUCCUGUAUAUAA
Nezara viridula (southern green stink bug) is the source of this 3323-nucleotide messenger RNA. Lineage: Eukaryota; Metazoa; Arthropoda; Insecta; Hemiptera; Pentatomidae. The record is from the annotation of a GenBank genome assembly.